Xenopus laevis (African clawed frog) is the source of this 2048-nucleotide messenger RNA. It is a transcript of the gene zc3hc1.S, whose product is annotated as zinc finger, C3HC-type containing 1 S homeolog. Gene Ontology annotation, molecular function: zinc ion binding. Gene Ontology annotation, cellular component: nucleus. The coding region runs from base 44 to 1465 and encodes 473 amino acids. The record is from RefSeq and is a predicted model, not a curated record. Lineage: Eukaryota; Metazoa; Chordata; Amphibia; Anura; Pipidae. The transcript is spliced from 10 exons.
UAAACUUCCGUUUUACUAGCGGAGUGUUUCCGGGGUUAGGAAAAUGGCGGCGCCCUGUGAAGACGUUUUAGUGUCGCCUGUUAAAUCUCCUGCUGUCACUCCUUUGAAGAUUCGGGAACUUAUAAACGAGGGAAUCGUGAGUGGGGAAAGAAGCGGUAACGGAAGAAAGGAAACUGCUGAAAUACCAGAAGAGAAUAAUGGAUUUGAAGAUCCACCAGGCAACAGCUCAUUUGAAAGUACCACUAAAGAUGCCUUCUUUAGCAGAGUGGAAUCAUUUUCCUCCUUAAAGUGGGCUGGUAAACCUCCUGAAUUAUGUCCUCUAAUUUGUGCCAAGUAUGGAUGGUGCAAUAUAGAAUGUGAUAUGUUAAAGUGUUCAAGUUGUAAUGCCUACCUCUGUGCCAGCCUCCAAUCAGUACUGGAUUUCAGCAAGUAUAAGCAACGUUGUGUGGAGCUGCAAGAAGCUUUGAGAAAAGCACAUGAGAAGUUCUGUUUUUGGCCAGACAGCCCAUGUCCAGAUAACUUCUGGGCUCUCCUGGUUACAGAGCCAUCCUCUAUAUUAAGUGAUUUUGUGGGACGUUUUCACAACCUUUGUCACCUAGAGAUGCAGCUGCCUUCACUAAAGCAUGAAGAUUUAAAAAGCAUGGACAUCACAGAAGAAACAGUGAGUCGUCUCUUAAGGCUGAUUGAAGAUGAGCUAAAACCUAAGGAAGGAAAGGAAGAUAAUUCUCGCAGCCUGGCUACUGACUCUCUGCAGAUUCAUAUCUCAGCCUGUAUUUUAGCACUAUGUGGGUGGAACACCAGCUUUUCCGCUGGAUCUUUGUGUAUCAUUAAUUGCCCUCGCUGCAUGAGAAAAGUUGGACUUUGGGCCUUUCAGCAGUUAGAAGCCGUAGAGCUGGACAACUCAUUAAGUGCCCCAGGCACACCUGUUUCUCCAGGUGAGGGGCAUGAAAGGAGCCCUUUUGGAAUUAUGUCCCCAAACAGGAGGGUUACACGUAGCCGUGAUACUGAGCAGAGCCCUGCUUUUGCUUAUGGUAGGAUGAGAAGCUCUGACCUCUUAAGUCCAGCAGAUUCAGAAGCUAUACGGAAUCGUCCUGUGACACGCAGCAUGGGACAAGGUGAAAACACUGGACUAGGCAAUGAGUUACACUCCAGCCCACAGCGUAGGGCCAAACGCCCUCGACUCUGCUCCAGCAGUAGCUCUGACACUUUUCCUAGGGGCUGCUUUGAUCCACUGUCUCAGCACAGGCGUUGGUGCCCUUGGGUUAAUGUGUGCAAGGCAAGUGGAACAAGCACAGUAGGAAUGGAAAUCCAAGAGGAAGCCAGCAGAAAGGCGUACGGCUGGAAGGAGGUGUUAAAAGUGCUACUGUCUGAGGAAGAGUCUGACCCUGAUAUCUCUAGUGUCCCAGAAAAAUCCCACAAGGUCUUCAGGAUCUUCCGCCAGUGGCAGAUGGCAGCUACUUCAUAAAAACCCACAGAUGCCCCUUUUAUUCCUAAAAAAGUGGGACCUGUUUGUCAUUCCAAACUGUGAAAAUGCUGAUCUGGACUGUAGUUUUUUUAUAGUAGAAUGGAGUUGUUGACACCAAUUUAUCUAUACAAUUCCUUCUCUAAUUUUACAUCAUUGAAAUUAGAUAUUAAAGGAAAACUAUACCCAGGGCCAGAACUAGGGGUAGGCAGAAGAGGCACGUGCCUAGGGCGCAAAGGCAGAGGGGCGCCAGGCACAUACCUCUUCUGACGCUUUCCCCUAGUUGGGACCGUUUUCUCCAGACUCCAGAAGCCGUUCACGCGAGUGCGCUCUCUUUGGUGCAUGCGCACUGGUGCUUCUCCAACGCUUGCGUUAUUCCGCGCAUGCGCACUGGUGCAGGUUCGACGUUCUUCUCUGCAUGCGCACUUCCUCCUUUACGCACGAUGGGGGCGACGUAGUGGGCCGGGUUGCCUAGGGCACCCGGUUGACUUGGCCCGGCACUGACUAUACCCCCCCGAACAAUGUAGGUCUCUAUAAAAAGAUAUUGCAUAAAAGAACUCGUAUGAAAAACCCUGCUUCAUGUAAA